Emys orbicularis (European pond turtle) is the source of this 648-nucleotide messenger RNA. RefSeq names its product heat shock protein family B (small) member 1 (gene HSPB1). NCBI's taxonomy places the organism in Eukaryota, Metazoa, Chordata, Testudines, Emydidae. The coding region runs from base 1 to 648 and encodes 215 amino acids. The transcript has 3 exons. The record is from RefSeq and is a predicted model, not a curated record. Gene Ontology annotation, biological process: response to heat; protein refolding; negative regulation of apoptotic process. Gene Ontology annotation, cellular component: cytoplasm; nucleus.
AUGUCAGAGCGCCGGGUGCCCUUCACUUUCCUCCGCAGCCCCAGCUGGGACCCCUGGCGGGACUGGUACCUGGGCAGCCGGCUCUUCGACCAGCCCUUCGGCAUGCCCCACAUUCUCGAGGACUGGGGCAAGUGGCCGAGCAGCACCAGCUGGCCGGGUUACCUCCGCCUGAUGCCCAGCCAGGCUGCCGAGCCGGUAGCUGUCGCCAGCCCCAUCGUCACCUCGCCAACCUCCCCCAACCCGGCCUACAGCCGGGCCCUGAGCCGCCAGCUAAGCAGCGGCGUCUCGGAGAUCCGGCAGACCUCGGACGGCUGGAAGGUUGCCCUGGACGUCAACUACUUUGCCCCGGAGGAGCUGCUGGUGAAGACCAAGGAUGGCGUGGUGGAGAUCACCGGCAAACACGAGGAGAAGCAGGACGAGCACGGCUUCAUCUCCAGGUGCUUCACCAGAAAAUACACCCUGCCCCCUGGCAUCGAUGCCACCUCGGUCCGCUCCUCGCUCUCCCCAGACGGCAUGCUGACGGUGGAAGCCCCCCUGCCCAAGCCAGCCAUCCAGUCCGCCGAGAUCACGAUCCCCGUCACCUUUGAGAGCCAUGCCCAGAUCACCCCGACGGACACCAAAAAGCCUGAGGAAGCUGCCAAGAAAUAA